GGAAAAAAAGAGAGGCAAAUCUCUGAAUCAUCUUUAUAUCAGUCGCUUUCGAGAAUUCAAAGCUGCUUCAAAUUCAUUUCAACGUUGAAGUUUCUAGAGAUUCGAUUAGGUUUUGAAUUUAAAGAAUCUCUGGGUUCAAUUGCUCUUUGUGAUCGGGAUUGAAUUCGAUUGGGAAUGGCUCAAGCUGUAGAAGAAUGGUACAAACAGAUGCCGAUUAUAACCCGGUCGUACUUGACGGCGGCUGUUGUCACCACCGUCGGAUGUUCGCUCGAGAUUAUAUCUCCUUAUAACCUAUACCUAAACCCUACUCUUGUGGUGAAGCAAUACCAGUUCUGGCGCCUCGUUACUAACUUCCUUUAUUUCCGGAACAUGGAUUUGGACUUCUUGUUCCAUAUGUUCUUUCUAGCUAGAUACUGCAAACUCCUUGAAGAAAACUCCUUCAGGGGAAAAACUGCUGAUUUCCUUUACAUGCUUUUAUUCGGGGCAACUGUUCUCACCGGUAUUGUUCUCAUUGGUGGGAUGAUACCCUACUUGUCUGUCUCUUUCUCCAAAAUCAUCUUCCUUAGCAACUCUUUGACUUUCAUGAUGGUCUAUGUAUGGAGCAAACAAAAUCCUUAUAUCCACAUGAGUUUCCUUGGCCUUUUCACUUUUACAGCAGCGUAUUUACCAUGGGUGCUUCUUGGAUUCUCUGUUCUUGUUGGUGCAAGUCCCUGGGGGGAUUUACUGGGAAUGAUAGCAGGUCACGCGUACUACUUCUUGGCGUUUGUGUAUCCACGAAUGACUGAUCGACGACCCUUGAAAACUCCAUCUUUCCUCAAGGCCCUAUUCGCUGAUGAGCCUGUAGUUGUUGCACGGCCAGAAGAUGUCAGGUUUGCUCAUGCGCCCUUUGAUGAAAUCCACCAAGACUAAAUCUCGAUCGUCCACAGUUCAAGUGUGUUCAGAUAGUGUUAAGAGGGCUGAUGAUGUACUCAUUCAUCGACUCUUCAUCUAUAUAAUAUGGAAGUUUUAUUAGUUUUUUUUCCUCCAUGUCUGACUUACAUAUGUGUGGUUUACCUCAUUGUGCAUAUAUGAAGGCAAAUUGUGUAUAAAGUCUCCCAACAUUCUAGUUUAUAAUAGUCAUUAGAUCA
Brassica oleracea var. oleracea is the source of this 1127-nucleotide messenger RNA. Its product is annotated as derlin-2.1. The transcript is spliced from 6 exons. Lineage: Eukaryota; Viridiplantae; Streptophyta; Magnoliopsida; Brassicales; Brassicaceae. The record is from RefSeq and is a predicted model, not a curated record. Gene Ontology annotation, cellular component: endoplasmic reticulum membrane; Hrd1p ubiquitin ligase ERAD-L complex. Gene Ontology annotation, biological process: endoplasmic reticulum unfolded protein response. Gene Ontology annotation, molecular function: ubiquitin-specific protease binding; misfolded protein binding. The coding region runs from base 175 to 909 and encodes 244 amino acids.